Messenger RNA from Vicia villosa (hairy vetch), 2781 nucleotides. RefSeq lists its product as uncharacterized. Gene Ontology annotation, molecular function: protein binding. Gene Ontology annotation, cellular component: U2-type catalytic step 2 spliceosome; Prp19 complex; post-mRNA release spliceosomal complex. Gene Ontology annotation, biological process: mRNA splicing, via spliceosome; generation of catalytic spliceosome for first transesterification step. The coding region runs from base 1 to 2748 and encodes 915 amino acids. The record is from RefSeq and is a predicted model, not a curated record. The transcript is spliced from 6 exons. Lineage: Eukaryota; Viridiplantae; Streptophyta; Magnoliopsida; Fabales; Fabaceae.
AUGGCGAUUUCUCAAGAGCUUUAUCCUUCAGAAAAUGAUUUGGUUUACGAAGAGGAAUUGCUUCGCAACCCUUUCAGUCUUAAAUCAUGGUGGCGAUAUCUCAUCGCUCUUUCAGAUUCUCCAUUCAACAAACGUUUUAUCAUCUACGAACGAGCACUCAAAGCUCUUCCUGGAAGCUAUAAGCUCUGGCAUGCUUACCUUCGCGAACGCCUCCAAAUCGUUCGCAGUUACCCCAUUAUUCUCCCGCAGUCCAAAACCCUUAAUGACACUUCCGAACGUACUCACCCGCAGUUCAAGAUUCUUAAUGACACUUUUAAACGUGCUCUCAUUACCAUGCACAAGAUGCCUCGUAUAUGGAUAAUGUAUCUUCAAACAUUGACGCAUCAAAAACUUAUAACACGCACAAGACAAACCUUUGAUCUUGCUCUCCGUGCACUUCCCGUUACUCAACACGGUCGCGUUUGGGACCAUUAUCUGUUCUUUGUUUGUCAAAAGGGUAUUCCAAUUGAAACCUCUCUUAGGGUUUAUCGCAGGUUCUUGCAAUUUGACCCUAAUCGUGUUGAAGAUUUUAUCGAGUUCUUGAUUAGUUCUGGUCUUUGGCAAGAAGCGGCUGAGAGGUUGGCUUCGGUGUUGAAUGAUGAUAAGUUUUAUUCUAUUAAGGGUAAAACGAAGCAUAGGCUUUGGUUGGAGUUGUGUGACUUGUUGACUAGGCAUGCGAAUGAAGUUUCUGGGUUGAAUGUGGAUGCAAUCAUUAGGGCUGGUAUUAAGAAAUUCUCGGAUGAGGUUGGUCCAUUGUGGACCUCGCUUGCUGAGUAUUACAUUAGGAGGGGUUUGCAUGAGAAGGCUAGGGAUGUCUUUGAGGAGGGUAUGUCCACUGUCAUUACUGUAAAGGAUUUCAGUGUCAUAUUUGAUUCCUAUUCUCAAUUUGAAGAGAGUGUGAUUUGUUAUAAGAUGGAAAUGAUGGAUACUGAAGAUGAGGAUAAUGAGGAGGAGGAGGAGGGUGAUGACGAAGAUAUUCGUUUCAAAUAUGAACACUUUGAGAAGAAGAUUUUAAGCGGGUUUUGGUUGAACGACAUAGAUGACAUUGACUUGAGAUUAGGUAGGUUAGAGUACCUGGUGGAUAGGAGGCCUGAAUUGGCUAAUAGUACAAUUUUGCGUGAAAAUCCUCACAAUGUGGAACAAUGGCACAGAAGAGUGAAGCUUUUUGAGGGUAAUCCCACUAAGCAGAUACUCACUUAUGUCCAGGCUGUGAGGACUGUUGAUCCCAUGAAGGCAGUGGGAAAACCUCAUACAUUAUGGACAGCCUUCGCAAAAAUGUACGAACAGCACGAUGAUCUAGCCAGUGCUCGGCUUAUUUUUGACAAGGCAGUGCAGGUUAACUACAAGACUGUGGAUAAUCUGGCUAGUGUCUGGUGUGAGUGGGCUGAAUUAGAAUUGAAACAUAGGAAUUUCAAAGGAGCACUUGAGCUUAUGAGACUGGCUACUGCAGAGCCAUCAGUCGAGGUUAAACUAAAAGUGGCGGCUGAUGGGAAUCAACCGGUUCAGAUGAGACUUCAUAAAUCCUUGAGAUUGUGGACAUUUUAUGCUGAUUUGGAGGAAUGUCUAGGUAAUUUGGAGUCUACUCGGGCAGUUUAUGAACGGAUGUUGGAUUUACAAAUAGCCACACCACAAGUAAUAAUCAAUUAUGCAUACUUUCUGGAGGAGAACAACUUCUUUGAAGAUGCUUUUAAGAUUUAUGAAAGAGGAGUGAAGAUAUUUAAGUACCCACAUGCUAGAGAUAUUUGGGUUACAUAUCUGUCUAAAUUUGUGAAGAGAUAUGGAAAGGCAAAAUUGGAGAGAGCGAGAGAGCUGUUUGAGAACGCAGUUGAAAUGGCCCCAGCUGAUCAAGUGAAGCCUCUUUAUCUUGAGUAUGCUAAGCUGGAGGAGGACUACGGACUAGCAAAACGAGCUAUGAAGGUUUAUGAUCAAGCCACAAAGGCUGUUCCCAACAAUGAGAAGUUGAGCAUGUAUGAAAUAUAUAUUGCUCGUGCAGCUGAGAUAUUAGGUGUACCCAAAACACGAGAGAUCUAUGAGCAGGCAAUUGAAUCUGGUCUUCCGGAUAAGGAUGUCAAAGCUAUGUGUUUGAAGUAUGCCGAGCUGGAAAGAAGUUUGGGAGAAAUUGAGCGUGCUCGUGGUAUAUAUGUUUUUGCUUCAAAGUUUGCUGAUCCACGAACCGAUCCAGACUUCUGGAAUAAAUGGCAUGAAUUUGAGGUUCAGCAUGGAAAUGAGGAUACAUUUAGAGAAAUGCUUCGAAUUAAACGGAGUGUGUCUGCAAGCUACAGCCAGACACAUUUUAUACUGCCUGAGAAUCUGAUGCCGAAGGAUCAAGCUGUGUGUCUUGAUGAAGCCAAAGACAAACUUAAAGAGGCUGGGAACACUGACGAUGAAAUGGCUGGUUUAGAAAGGCAAUUAGCCCCUGCCGCUAACAAAACAGUGACAAAAGAGAGAAAAGUUGGGUUUGUAAGUGUUGGAGUGGAGUCACAGCCUGAUGGAAGGAUAAAAUCUAAUGCAAACCACGAGGAAAUUGACUUACCAGAAGAAAACAAUUCCGAUGAUGAAGAUCAUAAUGAGAUUGCACAAAAAGAUGUCCCUUCUGCUGUUUUUGGCGGUUUGAUUAGAAAGAGGGACGAGAUGGAAAAUGAUGGAGAAGUAGAUGGUAGUAAUCUGCUUGGUGCCCUUGAGAGAAUUAAGAAGCUGAAAAGGAUUUAAAUUGAUGAUUUGUAUAGUGUUCUGUCAAUCUAA